CGCGACUGUCAUUGUUUCGUCUUAAUCACGCCGCGACACGGACACACCGUCCAGCGAAUGCUGAUCGCAACGACCACCCCUUCGCGGAUUGAUCAGUGAUCCCCAUUAAUGGGGCUUCGGUCAUGAAUCCCGCUCAGUUCCCCAACCCUGGCGGGGGCAUGCCUGGUGCGGUCACGCAGGGCAUGCAGCCGCCCAAGAACGAGAAUGCCCAGGCCAUCAUGGCCCAUGUCGCCCAUGUGUUGUCGAACCAAGGACCUUAUAGUGGAUGGAAAGCAGAGGUUCCGAUAAAGGCGCGGGCGAUGAACGUGUAUCAGAUGAUUACUUCCCUCCGUCUCAUCCAACCUCGGAUCGAUAUCAACCAGGCCGCACAGGCUGCGCUGAGCUUCGAGCAGAAGUCCUUUCAAAAGGCCACCGAACGGUCCGAAUAUGAUAAGGAUUGUAUGGAGAAGCUACUCCACAUCAAGGAUACUCGACAGAGACAGGCAGCGGUCGCGAUUCAAAGUGGCAUGAUACCCCAAGGGGGUGCCAUGCCGAACCAACCUCAGGGUGCUUUUCCGCAGCAGAUGAAUCCGAACAUGCAGACGUCACCCGUUCUGGGCCAGCCCCAGAUGGCGAUGGGAAUGAACAAUAUGAGCCAACAGGCUGCAAUGCAGCAGCGCCGACAACAGUCAGCCGCGAUGCUCCAGCAGCAGCAGCAGCAGCAACAACAACAACAGCAACAGCAGCAGCAGCAGCAGCAGCAACAGCAGCAACAACAACAACAGCAGCAGCAGCAGCAGCAGCAGCAGCGAGCUCAGCAACGCCCCGGAAAUGGCGCCCCUCUUCCCGAUGACCUGAACACGCUCUCCCCGCAAGAACUCGAGCAUGUGGCUCGACUGGCUCAACAAAUGCAGUCCAAGACCUCGCCUGAAGACAUGGAGAAGAUUAGGAUGAAUCUGUCCAACAUGAACCCAGACCAGCAGCAGUACUUGGCUCGAAAGAACAUGGAUCCGUUGACCUAUUUCUUCCGCUCGCAAGCACUCAACCAGCUGAGAAGACACCGUCGCGCUCGCAUGGAGAUGGGUCGUGGCCAAAGUGCUAGCGUGGACGGUAUGAUGAGUGGUGGUGAUCCUAUGAACAAUCCUCAGAUGUUCCAAAACAUGAUGAACCUCCAGCGCAACUCAGCCUUUUCUGGUACUCCCGGCCAGGGUCUUGAUCCGUCGAACGCCUUCAUCGGUAAUGUGGAGAAUAUUCAGGGCCAGCAAGCAGACGGGCUUCGAUCACAGGAAGCGGGCCAGCUUGUCGUUCCUGCCAGCUCAUCGCAGAUGAACCACCAACAGUUCCCAAACCAGCAGAACAUGUUCCCCCAGGGAAUGGGCCAGAACGGCCAAGCCAACAUCAACGGCGCCGGCGUUAACCCUCACAUGUUCAACCAGCAGCAAAUGCAGAAUGGCAACCAAUUCCAGGCCCAGCAGUCCCAGGCACAGGCUCACGCACAGGCUCAGGCUCGUGCCCAAGCAGCCCAGAAGGCCCAGAUGGCGAUGUCAGCACAUGGUGGUCAGGCAAACCCCCAACCACAACCCCAUCUCUCCCAGCAGAGCCCAGUGAUGCCAAUGUUGAACCAACCAAUGCCCGGUCAAAUGUCUCCAGCUCAGGUCCCAGCUCAAUCUCGACCUCCAUCCCGCCCACCAAACAUAGGUCAGCAACCUGGUGGAGUCUCGCAGCCUGGAAUGCAAGCUCGACCGCAGAUUCCGGCGAACCUUCCCCCGCAGAUCAAGAACCAGCUACAACAAAUGACUCCCGAGCAACUCAAUGCUUUCUUCUUGAACCAGCAGCGCCGUGCCAGUAUGGCAAACAACAUGGCUCGAGGCAACGCUCCCCAGCCGCCCGGCUCCCUUCAGCAGACCGCAUCACAACCUGGCCAGAACCCGGCGAUGAUGAAUGGACAGAUGGGAAACAAUCGCAUGAGGAACUCCAUGAGCAUGCAGCAGGGCAUGAACGCAGGGCAGGCCCAGGCUCAGCAGCUUCAAGGUCAGCAGAUGACGCCGCAGCAACGGCAACAACAGCAGCAACGACAGCAAGAACUUUACCAGAUGCAACUGCUCCGCAACCAGAACAACGGCAUUGAGAUGAACCAGGAUCAAGUCAAGCAAAUGGACCAGGUCCCCUUCCCGCCGUCCCUUCUCAGCAAUUCGUCUUCUCAGGUGCCGAAGAACAUCAAGUCCUGGGGCCAGCUUAAGCAGUGGGCGGCUUCGAACCCGCAGGCCUCGAACGGUGUCGAUCUGCCAAAGCUCAUGACGCUUCAGAAACUUCAUUUUGCGCAGGUUGUCAGCAAUCAGGCCAAAGACCUCAAUGCCCAGGCCGCAGGACUACCUUUCAAAGGAGCCCAAACACAGGUGGCAAACACACAGAAUAGCGCACAGAGUUUCCAGCCCGGCCAGCAGCCUCCUUUAAAUAUGCCAACUAUGCGUGCGAUCACGGCCCAAGACAUUCUGAUGGCCCGGCAGAAAAUUGGACCCAAUUCUCACAACUUCAGCGACGAUCAGAUUCGCGAGAUCCUACGUAACCGUCAGAGACAAAUUCUCAUGCAGGCGGCUCAGAACCGAGCACAAAUGACUGGAAACAUGGCAUCGGCUCCGAAUCAGUCCAUCUCACAGCCUCCCAUUUCCGUUCCCCAACCCGGCCCGCAAGCUAAGCCUCCGAUGCCACAACAGCAACAGCCCCAGCCAGCCGAGCCUGCGAAGGCGCAGACUGCAACCGCAACCAAGGGGGCAAAGGGACCGACGAGCAAACCGGCUUCGAAGAAGCGAGCCAACGCUGAUGAAUCUGCUGAGACUCGCGCCACGGCCACGCCUCAACAGCCUCAACCAGCAGCACCCCCUAGCGGGCCUUCCAAACCUGGCGUUCAGUUCACACAGGAGCAAAUCGCCCAAAUGAGUCCGCAGCAGCGAGCACAAGUUGAGGCUCAAUUCCGUCGACAGCAACAAAUGCAGUUCCGCGGCACGAUCCUCAACAGGGCGGCUGCAGAAGAAGCCUGGAACAAAAAUCUACCGCCCAAGGUCAUGGAGGUGUACACCGAUAUCGCCAAGAACGCACCCGCUUCGAAACCUAUUCCCGUUUCUCCAGAACAGAAGGCGAUCAUGACCCAGCAGCUGCGUGACUCCCUGGAUGUGCUUGGUCGAUUGGAUGUUUUGGUGUUGCACGGAUUCCCCCGGUUACAGGGCCAGGAAAAGAACGUGAGGAACGUUCUCGCGAUGCGAAUCCAGUUGAUGCGGCAGUUCAAACCGUCAGCCGAAUGGAUUGUCAAUGAUCAGUUUACCAUCACUCCGGAUUAUUUAACUGGUGCAAUCCUGUUCAUCCGAAAGCUGUUCCAGGUUAUGAUGGUUCGCAUGAAUCAGCAACGAUCCAACGCCAACCAGCAACAGCAACAGCAACAACCUCCUGUAUCGGGUCCUCCGAACACGCAGGCUGGCACCUCAGCAUUAAACGCGACCAAUCUCCAGCAGCUGCAGCGGCAGCAGGAAGAAGAAGCCCUCCAAAGAGCUCGUCGCGCCUCCAGCCAGUCUGCAGGCGUCGCGCCAGCGCCAUUUGGGGCCCCCUCUCCCCAGGGAGUUCCGCAUGCAUACGGCCCCGGUGGUCUCGCACCCGAGAAGCUCAAGCUUCCUCCGCCUAAGAAGAGAAAGCAGUCCCAUGCCGGCCCCAGCGCAUCUCCCGUGCAGGCCAGCGCUCCUCCCGCCGCCGCUGCAAAAUAUAAGCAGGACGUGGCAGAUGCCAAGUCUCAAGCUGCGGCUUUGUCUCGAGGAGGGCCGUGGACAUGCUCCGUUGCUGAGUGUCCGCAUCACCUCCAAGGUUACACGACCCAAGCCGGGUUGGAAAUGCAUAUGAAGGACGAUCACCCGCCCGAGGAAGAGGAGAUGCCUGAAGAUGUUAUGCAGUUUUACAUGGACAGCAUUGACAUUGGCCUGGGUCUUGACCAGAAGACCCUGCAGGCCAAGGCGGUUGCUACCGUAGCGGUAUCUGCCCCCAACAACCUCAGUGUGGCAUCUCCUGCCAAGCCGGCCCCUGCCACUCCCACCGCAACCCCCAUGCUGCGCACUGCUAGCCUCCUGGGAGCAAAGACCGCUUCCCCUGCCACAUCGGCUCAGCAGCUCACUCCUGGCCAGGCUGGCAAGAAUCUCAAGCCUUCGCCCGGCAAAGACACCCCGAAGGAUGUCAGCAAGGAUGGCAUGGCGAGAGACCCGUGGGCGGAUGCGCCGAUGUCUCUGGAGAAGAUCCACGAUACCUUCCAGCCCGUUUUCGCGGAGUGCCGACGCCGCGAAAUGGGUUACGACCCCUUCGAAGAAUUCAUGAAUGCCGACAUGUUCUCUGGAGAACAAUCAGACAGCACCCCCGACUCCCUGGACGUUGCACUGGCGACUCGGACCCCCGAGGACAAAACCAACAUCGAGACCAACCAACCCGUCAACUGGCAAGACUGGAUGCCCUGGGAUGCCGAAGCGAUUGAGGCCACCGAGGAGUGGAUGGGGAUUCCCUCAAGCAUCGCUUUCGACAACCAACUUCUUAAUGGUGGUGGUGACACUCUCCAAGUCGACUUCGAGCGUCUCCAGCGCAUGUACCAGGAGUCGAAGAACCUCGACAGUGCCAAUCUUGCUAUUCCCGCCUUGUGA
This is a messenger RNA of Penicillium cinerascens, 4646 nucleotides long. RefSeq lists its product as uncharacterized. The record is from RefSeq and is a predicted model, not a curated record. Gene Ontology annotation, molecular function: transcription coregulator activity. NCBI's taxonomy places the organism in Eukaryota, Fungi, Ascomycota, Eurotiomycetes, Eurotiales, Aspergillaceae. Bases 123 to 4646 code for a protein of 1507 amino acids. Gene Ontology annotation, cellular component: mediator complex. The transcript has 3 exons. Gene Ontology annotation, biological process: regulation of transcription by RNA polymerase II.